AUGUCGGUGACGGAUAACCCAAACGAAGUUGAGAAUGAAAUUGAUAUUUUGUCAAAGCUGCAGAGCCCAAGACUAGUUAAUCUUGUUGGAUUCAGUAAGAAUGAUUCCCUAGAUCACCUCUUGGUCGUCGAGUUCAUGAGAAAUGGGACACUUUAUGAUGUUUUGCAUUCGAGUUCCCGGCCUCCCACUUGGGGAAGAAGGAUAAAAUUGGCUUUACAAACUGCGAAAGCCAUUGAUACCCUCCAUUCGUCAAGUCCUACAGUAAUUCAUCGUGAUAUCAAGUCGGCCAAUGUGUUGAUAGACCGGAAUUUUAAUGCAAGAUUGGGGGAUUUCGGUCUGGCUUUGAGGUGUGUGGAUGAUUAUAGGUUAAGAUCAACUCCCCCAGCAGGGACAAUGGGUUAUUUAGAUCCCUGUUAUGUGACCCCUGAUAAUUUGAGUACUAAAACUGACGUGUUUAGUUUUGGAAUAUUGCUUUUGGAGAUACUUAGUGGGAGGAAAGCUAUUGAUAUGGGGCAUUCGCCGCCUUCUAUUGUUGAUUGGGCUAUUCCAUUAAUUAGGAGAGGGAAAUUGAUGGCCAUUUAUGAUCCCAGGAUAGAACCACCAAAGGAUGCUUCUGUGAGGAAACAGUUGGCGGUGGUAGCUGCGAAAUGUGUGAGGUCUUGUAGGGAGAGGAGGCCUACAAUGAAGGAGGUGGCAGAGUGUUUAAGUGGGUUGAGUAAGCUGGUUCCAAUCCGUUCGUGGAAUGGUUUUGCUAAUCCUUGUUUGAUGGUUGAUACUGUGGGGAGACCGGUAGAGUCAAGAAGUGUCCAAGUGAAUUCAAAGGGAAAGGGGGCUGAAGAUGGGAAUAUGAAUGGUGGGGAUGCCAAAGUUGGACGACCAUUGAGGAACUCAGGGAGAUUGUACUCUGAUUUGGGAUUUAGGAGCAAUUUGUUGGACUUAAUGGCUGGCCCUGAUGGGGAGUCUGAGUUUCGUGGUGAGAAUGUUGGGAUUGAACCUAAACCAGAAUAUGAAAAACGAGCUCCAAGUUUAAGAUUUCAAAGUGGGAGGUUUACUGGCCAAAGUAAUCAGUCUAAGGUUCUUGGGUACAAUAGAGGUAGUGUGUCUUGCAUAAAGAGAAACGACUCUGUUGGAGAGAAUUCAAAUCCAUUCUAUAGAAAAGGUUACAAGAUUGCUGGAUCAAGUUCUGUUUCUAUGGCUGCCGAUCCAAGAUAA
Fraxinus pennsylvanica is the source of this 1212-nucleotide messenger RNA. The record is from the annotation of a GenBank genome assembly. Lineage: Eukaryota; Viridiplantae; Streptophyta; Magnoliopsida; Lamiales; Oleaceae.